This is a messenger RNA of Cantharellus anzutake, 2545 nucleotides long. RefSeq lists its product as uncharacterized. The annotation marks the transcript as partial. The record is from RefSeq and is a predicted model, not a curated record. Lineage: Eukaryota; Fungi; Basidiomycota; Agaricomycetes; Cantharellales; Hydnaceae. The transcript has a single exon.
AUAAGGCAGCUCUCCCAGCGGGAAGAAUUCCUUGCGAAGGCUGCGACAUCGUCGUAUGAAUCCAGGAAGCGCGUCGCAGAUGCUUUCAAUCAGAAGCACGCAGCGAGAAUGUUUAAGGGAGAGUACAGGAAAGGGGAGUUGGUGUUAGUCUCAAACGAGCGCAUGAAGAUGCAACACGACAUGAAAGGGCACCUUAGAUGGUUUGGUCCUUAUGUCGUCGUCAAGAGAUUGCAGUCUGGCGCGUUCAUACUGCAGGAGUUAGAUGGGACGACUCUUAAGCGCCCAGUUGCGUGGAAGAGAAUCAAGCUCUACCACUUCCGUAAGAGCACGGAGCCCGUUAUUCGGAAUGUGCGUCUCAUGCCAGAGGACGAGCAGUUUGAUGACGACAAUGAGGGAACGAACGAAGUAAACGUCGUCAAAGCCAAGAGAGUAGGACUGCCACAUCCCUGGGAGCUUAAGGGACGGGAAGCAGAGAAGUAUUGGGCGGACAAGCAUAGGAGGAUGAAGCUGAGAAUCAGCGAUCCCAGCAACCCUGAGCUUGCGAUCGCGAGCCAAGCAGACCAAGAGUUAGAGAAGUUUAUCGAGGAAGAUGCCCAGUUUUGGGACUUUAGGCACGAGACGUAUCCGGGUGAAGAUGGGGAGUUGGUCAGAUUCAAGAAUAAACCGAGCGGGCGGCCAGAACUCUAUGAGUGGAAUCCGUACGGCCCGCGUGGUUACUUCAUGCCCUGGCACUCCUUCCCGAUCGUCGUGGAUUCAGAGCAGAAAAGUUCAGAUCAGAUGUUAGGGUUGGGCGACCCAGAGAUAGAAGUCGUAGCGCCCUCGGAACCGAAGCUAAGCGCAGCGCAGCCACCAAUUCAGAAUGGCGGCAACGUGAUCGAACUCGUUGAGACACAGACUAUGCCAUCUAUGGAGACGGUCUCAGAUGAGAACGGGAGCAUAAAAACGCGCAGUUUUUCUUUUGAGUGCAACGUGGCAGAGAGCAGUCACCCCAACGACUCAGGGAGAGUGAACGCUGCGAGAGCCUCUAAGCCAGACAGGAAUUUUCCAAUGCAACGAGGAUCCGCGUACCAGAAAGGAAGUCGUGGAUUAGGAGGACUGUCAGGUCCGCCCCAUCUUCGACCUCCUGUACCUGGGCGAAAUUCCUCACCUCCUAGAAUCGCGCCCACGGAGCCUAAGUUUGAGCGUGAGAUAGCUCAGAAGAUCGAUAACUACGCAGCGGAAGUGGCCCAAUUGAGACGAGAACUAGAGGCGGAGAGGCGAAGGAAUGCGACACCCCCACUGAACCAGGGACCCAUCUCCUCCUCGCCGAAGUCGAAAGAGAGAACACCAGAUCUGAACACGAGUAGGCGAGCGAAUAAGAGGAGGCGGGGCAACUCACCUAAGGAUGGUGAUUGGAAGAAGCGCGAUGGACCGUGGACGGCGCGGGCCUCCCCACUGACUGAUGAGCCGAAGGACGAACGUUCCUUUGCCGACGUGAUAAGAGAGGAGCAACAACGAGAGAAAGAGGACGAGAAGAAGAGGCAGGCAGAUGAUGAGAGGACGGCAGAGAAGAACAAAGUUAGGGAGUCACUGAAGCGGGCCCCCCACAUGCCGAUGAUAGCGGCCAGUAGAGAUGUUGUGGACUGUAUCGUGGAGGCUAGGGAACGGACGGACGAGCUACUGGAGAUGGGGCGGAACUUCAAGAGUGAACAUGAUGAGCGGGUUAAGCUUUUAUACGAAGCCUUGAAGGAACAGGAAACUCUCAUUUACCAUCUCAACGAGCGGACUACGACGUUGAUGGGUGGACUUAGGGAAUCGGGCACGAAGAUCCAACUCAUGCACGAUCGGUUCCAGCUCCAAUUCACGAGAACGGCAGAUGCGGCACGCGCGGUGGAGAAGAUGUUCACUGCGACUCACGAAGAAGAGUUGACGAACGACGAUUAUUAUUUCAUCGUCCUGGAAUGUCUAGGGGUAAUGCAACGUAGGAUAGGAGACGGAAUCUCUACGACGGAUUUUCGAUACCGCAACUUUGUUGCAUACACGCGGUUGUUAUGGGAUGCGUGGGGGACGAUAUUCCCACUCCCUUCCAUCCUACCACCCAUGGACUAUACCGAGUUGGACUUGGCGCAAGAGCAGUUUCGUCGGGAGAGGUCGGCAGAACGAGAGAUGGAGGCAAGGAGAGUCGUGAGGAAUCAGAGGGCGAAGGAGAAGUUGGAAAAGGAGAAGAAAGAGGCGUUGAAAGGGAAGGAGAAAGAACAGAUCAGGGAAAGGGACGAGGUGAGGCCUUUGGAGGCCGAAACCUCGGGGUCCGCGAAGGGGAAGUUGUCCUUCAAGGACGACCAAAUGAUGAGUGGUGAGGCGAAUAGGUCGGCCGCAGGAGGCAGGAAGUCCAAGAAGACUAGGACUUAGUGGAGAAAGCUAUACCAUGUACGAUAGGUUGAGGACGGGAAAUUGUUUGGAAAUAUUUAUACGGGGAUGGGGAGAUAUUUAUGUUUGGACUCAAGUUGUUAACGCUCGCAGGACGAGCAAGGAACCUCAAGCGCAUUGUGAGGGACCACAAUAAGAG